AUGUGUUUUCCUAUUCAUAAAGGAGAAGGAAUUCUUGUGUCUCAAGGCAAGACAACUGGACAGAGUUCUACCUAUCAACAUUAUGAAUCAAGACUAGGCGUUGACGGAGUAAAAGAACCAUACAAUCACUUUCAUACACUUGUUGAACUCGAGCCUUUCUGGUGGGUCAAUCUCGGUCAAGUAUACAAGAUACAGAAGGUGGUCAGUACAAAUCGGAAUGCAUGUAACCAGUGUAAUGAUCGACUCAAGAAAAUGGUUAUUUAUGUCGGAAAUAGCUUAGAUACGUGUCAAAUGAAGCUAUGUGGUCAGUUCAUUGGUCCAGCUGCACCUAAACAGAUCAUAGUUACACCAUGUUUUGCAUUACCAGAAGGACAAAUAGUAAAAUUAACCAGUGUUAAUACCGCAGCACCAGAUUACUUUCAUCUUUCCGAAGUUGAAGUGUAUGGUUUUUAG
This is a messenger RNA of Mytilus trossulus (common blue mussel), 453 nucleotides long. RefSeq names its product fucolectin-7-like. The transcript has 2 exons. The coding region runs from base 1 to 453 and encodes 150 amino acids. The record is from RefSeq and is a predicted model, not a curated record. NCBI's taxonomy places the organism in Eukaryota, Metazoa, Mollusca, Bivalvia, Mytilida, Mytilidae.